Aspergillus lentulus is the source of this 2052-nucleotide messenger RNA. RefSeq lists its product as uncharacterized. Gene Ontology annotation, molecular function: DNA binding; DNA-binding transcription factor activity, RNA polymerase II-specific; zinc ion binding. Lineage: Eukaryota; Fungi; Ascomycota; Eurotiomycetes; Eurotiales; Aspergillaceae. Gene Ontology annotation, biological process: DNA-templated transcription; regulation of DNA-templated transcription. The record is from RefSeq and is a predicted model, not a curated record.
AUGACUCGGUCUUCAGAAAGCAGAAAUUCUAAAAGCUACUCUUGCUUGACCUGUCGGCAGCGAAAGGUCAAAUGCGACCGGCGUGUUCCGUGUUGCAACUGCGUCAGGGCCGACAAGCAGUGCAGCUUCGUUCCCCCGGUGCGCGGGAAACGUAAAAGGACGAGACCUCCCCGAGAGGGUCUGCACGCCAAACUGGAACGGUAUGAGAAAUUGCUGAGUUUACACGGUAUCAAAUCUGAGCCAUCCGAUGAUCUCGAUGACUCCGACUCCGAAAGUGAUGCAUGCAUGGACGAGGAUGCCAACGCCGUCGACACCCCACAGUCCACGCUCGAGGAGACCAAACCAAAACUCAUCAUACGCGAAGGCGUAUCCAGAUACUUUGACAGUGCACCUUGGUCUAUUUUCGGCGGCGAGUUUCAGCAUCCAGAGGUCGGUGGACCUGUGGAUGAGUCGUUUUCCGACGAAAAUGCGUUGUUCUUCGGACAGAAUGAGAAAGUCGAGAAUCUCGCCAGCCUCCAUCCGUCUGUGCAGAUACUGCCAAAGCUAAGGGAUAUAUACGCCGAUCGGGUUGACCCUCUUGUUAAAAUCUUGCAUCUUCCGACAUUCUCGACUACGUUAGAGAAUGGACUGCGGCAUCCAGUAGAGCGAUCCAGAAGUCUAGAGGCUAUCAUGUUCGCUUUCUACCUGGCGGUCGUUAGUACUCUCAACGAUGUCGAGUGCCAGGAUCUGUUCGGACUCUCGGAAUCGGUCAUGUAUUCCCGCUAUAGACUCGCCACUCGUCUAGCUUUGAUCAAUGCUAGAUUGCUGUCGACUUCCAAUCUCAUGACUCUUCAGGCAUAUGUAUUGUUCAUGAUGUGCGUUCGAAAGAGUUACUCGUGCGACACCUUAUUUGUCUUGUCCGGCGUCGCCAUCCGGCUGGCACGCAAAAUGGGACUGCACCGCGAUGGCUCAUUUCUCGGACUUUCGCCAUUCGAGACAGAAAUGCGAAGACGAAUAUGGUGGCAUUUGGUCCAUGUGGACUUUCGGGUCGCCGAUGUGCUGGGGGCCAGACCGUCAAUGGAUAUUACCUGCGCGGACACCAAAACGCCACUCAAUGUCGAUGACGAGGAUCUGCAUCCAGACAUGACUGACCUGCCGCCUGAACGCAAUGGCAUCGCCCCUAUAUCCCUUUGCCUGAUCAGACACGAGAUCAUGGUCUCUUUGCAUGACUUCUCAACAUCUUCUCCUGCCGACAUGCGCUGGGAAGUACUACUGGGGCCCAAUGUCCCUCCCGCCAAAAAGGACCAUAUCAUCAGCCAAAUUGAGGAUCAUUUAGAACGAAAGUACUUGCGGUAUUGUGACCCGGCAAACCCGCUUCAUACUUUCGUAUCGAUCAUGAUCCGGUUCUCCAUAUGCAAGAUGAAGCUCGUUGCUCACAAUCCGCGCCAAUUCGCCAGGAUUCCCCCGAAAGAUCUCCAAAGAGAGCGCGACAUCGUAUUCGCCAACGCUACAAAGCUACUGGAAUAUGUAACCUUGGUGCAAGGCGGCCAUCACGGUUUGGAGAAAUAUACGUGGCAGAUCGGCACAAGCGCGCUGUGGAACGCAAUGCUUUACAUGCUUAUUGAAAUUCGACAUCGCAGAACGGGGCCGGAGGUGGACCGGUCCUGGCAGUUGAUCGGGCUCGUGUUCUCUUGUCCUCGGAUCUUUGGCAGAACCCCUGCACCGGUGGAUACGGUGCUUCGCAAGUGGACGCUGGAGGUUUGGGACCACUAUGUUGCCGCUUCGAGGGCUGAGGGGCUGCCGGAACCAUCGACGCCGGAGUACAUCGAUGCGAUCCGUGGUAGGAGCAGGUCAACAAGAGAUCCAACUCGAACCGAACCUCUGGCUGCGGAGCGUGGUUCUGUUAUUGAGAGUUCGCUCGGCUGCAACCAAAUACAAUCCAAUGGAUACGAAAGUCUUCCCGAUUUCGAAUCUCUUGAUUCUUGCGAGUUUCCUGAUAUCCUGUCUUUCGAGAUGGACCCGAAUGAAUGGGUACAGUGGGAGCAAUUGGUUGCGGAGGGAGGCCGCUCGUGA